Prorocentrum cordatum is the source of this 363-nucleotide messenger RNA. The record is from the annotation of a GenBank genome assembly. NCBI's taxonomy places the organism in Eukaryota, Dinophyceae, Prorocentrales, Prorocentraceae.
GAGCGGCGGCAGCUGGAGACGGCCAUGGCGCUCAGCCGCAGCCAGGGCGCGCUGCUUCCGGGCUGGCCAGCCUCGGGGCUGCCGCAGGACGGCGGCGAGGAGGCCCAGGUGCGGCGCGCGCAAAGCCAGUCCCUGCGCGAGGCGUGGCGCGCGCAGUUGCCGGUGUCCGUGGUGCCCACCAGGUCCGCCCAGGAGGCGCGCGAGUGCCCGUUGUGCAUCGGCGCGCUCGCCCCCGGGGACCGCGUGCUGCACCUGGACUGUCUGCACUCCUUCCACGAGGAGAGUGCGUCGAGCCGUGGAUCGCGAAGCACUCGAGCUGCCCCGUGUGCAAGUUGGAGUUCCUCGAGCCCGAGAGUGGUGUGA